GGCGAACAAAAACGAAAAACACGACAAACGAAACAAUAAUAUAAAAAAUAGGAAAAAUAAAAACAAGAGAGAGAGAGAACUGAAGCAAGAAGUCGACGAGCAAAUAGAAAUAUUCGGACAAAGAGUUGAACAGUCUUAUAAGAAGUGAAGAGACAAAGUUUGUCUUUCGACGCAUUGUGGUCUCUCUGUUGGAGUCUUUGUCAAGCAUGACGAACGGUGACAACGUGUCAAUAGUGACACUGGAUCCAGUUUCUGAUGGAAUUUCAACGAAUCAUAGAGUCAUCCUCCAUCCAGAAGCUUUGGAGCAGGAAGAACCUCCGAUAGAGGCUCCAAGUCCUCCUCCAUUGCCUCCGCCAAUUCAGAAAUCUGCAAUCGUUGCGCUGGAUCCAACGCACAUUCUUCAGAACGAAGAAUCAAAGUCAAAAAAGGAGCAGAAAAAGGAGAAAAUGUAUGAUUCACCGAGGUAUCAGACAACUACAACAGUUGUAGAAACGACGGAAUAUAUUGGGAAUGAUGGGCCUGCUGUUAGGAUCGAGUUCCCUCGCCUCGACUGUGAAUACAUCAGAACAUUGGGUGGAAUCAUGAAGAUCGUCUGCAUUGUUUUAUGUCUUCUCACCUUCAUUUUUGUCAUGAUGGGACCUGCUUAUUAUACAGGCGUCGGCUGGGCUACAUUUGUGUCAUCAGUUGGAAUCUUUGUGACCACCUCUCUUCUUACUCUUUACCUUUUCCGAGUUGUGGAUACUCUUCCUUCCAUCAACUGGAUUGUUUGUGAAAUGGUGUACUGCUUCGCAUGGACUGUUUUCUUCUUUAUCGCCGCCUGUGUUCUUGCCGUCGCUUCUUCUCAAUUCCGCGGUACAUUUGCUUGGGCUAUUGCUGCGUUUUUCGCGUUCGGAGCCAUGUGUGCCUACGGAUUCGAUUGUUAUCUUAAGUUCCUCUCAUGGAAAAACAAUGAACGUGCGACAGGCGGAUCCAAUCCAGUCGUCAUUCAACAACAACAGAGGCGCAACAAUUUUGUUUGAAUUUUCCACUCUUUUGUAUUGCAACACAUUCCAUCCGUUUUUUGAACAAUAAAUAUAAUUUUGGAAAA
Caenorhabditis elegans is the source of this 1087-nucleotide messenger RNA. It is a transcript of the gene F28H1.4, whose product is annotated as MARVEL domain-containing protein. Gene Ontology annotation, cellular component: membrane. The record is from RefSeq and is marked reviewed. The coding region runs from base 207 to 1019 and encodes 270 amino acids. The transcript is spliced from 7 exons. Lineage: Eukaryota; Metazoa; Nematoda; Chromadorea; Rhabditida; Rhabditidae.